AUGGAAGAACCCCAAAAAAAGAGAGACAAGCAAUCUAAUGUUGUCAUUAGGUUCAUUGUGACCGUUUACAUUUAUUUCUUCAUACUGUUGUUAAUGAUUCUUGCUUUGGUCUUGCAAAUAAUAUGCUUUGUUUUGUUCUUCCCCCUGAUUAUAUGCAACAAAAAGGCGCGCGUAACGAUAUUUGGCUACUGCUUUAGGAUUUCCAUGUACUUAAUGUGGUGCCCGUUGAACCCAUUUUGGAGAAUAAAAAUAAUCAGGAAAGCGAAGAAGGGAUAUAAGACGUCCAAAACUCUUCUAUUUGUAAACCACUUAUCUUCUCUAGACCCGUGGGUAGUUAAUGCAGCUACGGUGCAAUGGAAUUUGAAGUACGUUUUUAAGGCCUCGUUAUUUCGAAUACCCAUUGGAGGACAGUCAUUAUACUUGGCAGGGGAUAUUCCGAUUCAUUUUACCAAAGGGAAAGGUGGAUGGGAAGUUAAGCCAGGGAGUGUAGUGAAGGUUAUGAACACAUGUAAAGAGUACCAAGAUAUGAAUAUAAGCACAGUUGUGUUUCCGGAAGGAACACGUUCUCUUACUGGACAGUUACAGUUUUUCAAAGCAGGUUUUUUUAAAUUCGCAAUUGAAAAUAAUUGUGAAAUAUUGCCAUGUGCAUUACAUGCUUCUGGGAAAUUGUGGAAUGUCAGAUCAAGACUGUUUGAUAUAGGAACUGCGUAUUUCUCUAUUGGAGAGGCUUUUUAUCCGACCCCUGGAAUGACUGUCGAUGAGUUGAAAGAAAAAACCAGAAAUGCCAUUUUGGAAUUGAUUAAGGAGUUCCCAGAUUAUGAUCCAGAGACGGACAAAUUAGCAACCGAAAUGACGAAAUCGAGAGGACACGGUCUAUAG
Messenger RNA from Plasmodium cynomolgi strain B, 879 nucleotides. RefSeq names its product acyltransferase. Lineage: Eukaryota; Apicomplexa; Aconoidasida; Haemosporida; Plasmodiidae. The transcript is spliced from 3 exons. Gene Ontology annotation, biological process: phosphatidic acid biosynthetic process. Gene Ontology annotation, cellular component: endoplasmic reticulum. Gene Ontology annotation, molecular function: 1-acylglycerol-3-phosphate O-acyltransferase activity. Bases 1 to 879 code for a protein of 292 amino acids. The record is from RefSeq and is a predicted model, not a curated record.